Molecule: messenger RNA, 2187 nt
Organism: Thunnus maccoyii (southern bluefin tuna)
Lineage: Eukaryota; Metazoa; Chordata; Actinopteri; Scombriformes; Scombridae
Gene: nme9
Product: NME/NM23 family member 9
Exons: 17
Coding region: 202-2091 (629 amino acids)
Biological process (GO): CTP biosynthetic process; GTP biosynthetic process; UTP biosynthetic process
Molecular function (GO): nucleoside diphosphate kinase activity
Source: RefSeq, a predicted model, not a curated record
GCACGAGCUAUAACGUGACGUAUUAGCAUUUCAGCUCGCUAAUUUAACCUAUAUUUGUGUGUAUCGCUUGGCGCAUGUUAGCUCUUUUAGAUAUAACUAUUUAAUUUGACGUACUUAUCAAAUGGCAGGCAAGAAGAAAGAAGCGAGUCUGCAGCUUUUCUUGUCCAGGCAUCUGUCACAAACCAAGAGCAAUGGGAGGAGAUGCUUGCAACUAAAGGUUUAACAGUUGUGGAUGUGUACCAACAGUGGUGUGGUCCCUGCCGAGCUGUUGUCAGUCUCCUGCGAAAAAUAAAGAACGAACUGGGUGAUGACCUGUUACAUUUCGCAACAGCCGAGGCAGACAGCAUUGAUGCUCUGGAGAAGUAUCGAGGGAAAUGUGAGCCCACCUUCCUGUUCUAUGGGGGCGGGGAGCUGGUGGCUGUGUUACGAGGGGCCAAUGCGCCUCUGCUUCAGAGGAUGAUCGUAGAGGAGCUGGGCAAGGAGAAGCUGGUCCUGGAGCAAGGUGGUGAACGCAAAGUGGUUAAAGAUGAUGGUCUGGUGGAUGAUGAUGAGAAGACAGAAGAGGAGCACUCGCCUCAGCAGUCAGACAAUGAAGAAAGCAUAAUUGUUCCUGCCAGUAAAUCCUACACAGUUGCCAUCAUCAAACCAGAUGCUGUUGCUCACGGCAAGGCAAAUGAGAUCAUAAUGAAGAUUCAAGAUGCUGGAUUUGAGAUCCUGGCCCACGAGGAGCACACGUUGACUGAGGUUGAGGCUCGAGAUUUUUACCAGCACAAAGCAGCAGAGGCUUGCUUCGAGGACUUGGUGCAGUUUAUGUCCAGCGGGCCUUCCCAUAUUCUGGUACUCUCUCAGGUUGAGGGCUCAGCCAAUGUUGUACCAGCAUGGCGUGAGUUCAUUGGUCCAGCAGACACAGAAGAAGCCAGGAGAGAAAAUCCAGAAAGCUUGCGGGCACAAUACGGCACACAGACACUGUUCAACGCAGUGCACGGUAGCGAGGACAGCGACCAGGCCAGCAGGGAGCUUGCCUUCUUCUUCCCCAACUUAAGGACAGCCUCAGUAACGGAGCAGGAUGGGGAGGAAGAGCGUGUGGAGAGGACACUGGCUCUUAUCCGGCCCGACGUUGCCAGAGAGAACAGAGAGGAGAUAUUGGCCCAAAUCCACAACUCAGGCUUCACAGUUGCUCUCCAAAAAGAGGUGAUGUUGACAGAGGAGCAGGUCAGACAGUUUUACUUCCAACAUGUUGAGGAGGACUACUUCCCUGCACUGCUCCGAAGCAUGACCAGUGGGCCGGUGCUAGCUUUGGCUCUAGCCAGAAUGGGAGCUGUCCAUCAUUGGAAGAACAUCCUUGGUCCAACUGAUGUUAAAAAAGCCAAAGAAGAGAGUCCUGAAUGUUUCUUGAAAGGCAAUCUUGCAAAUGUGGAACAUACUGAAGUUGAAGUGGACAAGGCGGGUCUAAGGGCUCAGUUUGCUGUGGAAGAUGAGCCUAUCAACCAGCUGCAUGGCAGUGCAAGUCAUGAAGAGGCAGAACGAGAGAUUAACUUCUUCUUCCCUGAGCAGCAGACCCUGGCAGUGAUCAAACCUGAUGCCAUAGAGGAACACAAAGAGACGAUUUUGGAGGAGAUCCGUGGCAGCGGUUUCUCUGUCACAAGGCUGAAGGAGACGGUUCUGUCGAGGGAGAUGGCUGAGGAGUUUUACAAAGAGCACCGGGACAAGCCUUUCUUCAACCAGCUGGUGGAGUUCAUGAGUCGGGGGCCCUGUAUGAUGCUAGUCCUGACCAAGGAAAAUGCAGUGGAGGAGUGGAGGGCCUUGAUGGGCCCUGCAGACCCCGACCAGGCUAAGGUGACAUCACCAAACUCUGUGAGGGCCCGCUUUGCCUCCGAUAUCCUCCACAACUCGGUCCACGGCUCCUCCAGUGAGCGGCAUGCAGAGGAGACGAUCCGUUUGAUCUUCGGUGACAUCUGCACAGACACAGAGCUCGCUGGUGAUGGAGAGACUGACGCAACCAUUCCAGGUGAAUCACAUAAUUCAACUCCUUGCAGUCCGCAGGCAGGAGAAAGUGACGAUCCAGAGGACUCACUGAAUCACAACACCUAGUAGUUUCUCUUGUAUUGUAGCCUUACUUACUCUGUAACAUCAUGGGAACAGUAUAUCCAUCACUCCAUAAAUCAUGAAAUAAACUAGACAAAUAAA